This is a messenger RNA of Coccomyxa subellipsoidea C-169, 2769 nucleotides long. RefSeq lists its product as hypothetical. Lineage: Eukaryota; Viridiplantae; Chlorophyta; Trebouxiophyceae; Coccomyxaceae. The transcript has 9 exons. The record is from RefSeq and is a predicted model, not a curated record. Bases 1 to 2769 code for a protein of 922 amino acids.
AUGAAUCCAUCUUUACAAGGAGCAUGUGGGGACCCGGAGAUCCGUGAUCAGGAACUGGAGACUCCAAAAAGCAGCGGCGAUGACGUGCUGUUGGAGGAGGAGAUUCGCAGCAUCAGGGCUCAGAUGAUUGAGCAGCAGGUGUUCCAGGGCAGCCCAAACCCAGCGCAGCUGCACAGGCGGCCCUACACCCCGGAGAAGUACUCUCCUGAGCAGCAGGAUCGCAGGAGGUCUCACCCCAGUGGAGCCACUCAGCGUGAUCUGCAGUCUGAGUGGAGCGCCAGGGAUGAGGUCCUGUGGGACAGCCGACUUCAGGAUGCUGAUGGACACACGUGGAGGAGGCAUUCUUGGAAGCAUGCAACAAACAGCCAACCAGGCACAGCCAGGCAAACCUUCGACUCCCCGCGCAGCUAUGCACCUUUCCCGGCGAAUGGCUAUGGUGCACAGCAGGCUCCCUGGCAAGGCGGUGCAGCAGGCCCGCCUUACAACUGGCAGCCAGAUCACCUGAUGUACCCCGACAGCAGGCCUCGGCAGGGGUUCUAUGAGGGGUAUGGCGGCUUCGGGCGGCAGGGAAUGGGCCCAUAUGGGGCCCCAUCUCACCAGGGGGACAGCGCUGGAUACCAGGUGCACAGCUCCUUCACAGCAAGCCUCAGUGAGCGCUCUGGACAGCAGCAGCAGCAGGGCUUCUUGGCUCACCCGCCACAUCCGCAUGCCGGCCUGGCGAGCGGCUGGCCCAUGCAUGAGGCCGGGAGUGCAAAUGCAGAGCAGUCCUGGGAUGGGGCAGAGACCUCCGAAGCACAUAAGCUGCUGCAGGAACUGGCUGAUGCGCAGGCGGCUGAGAGGGACUAUCUGGGCACAAUCAAAAGCCUGUCUGCGAGGCUGGAGGCAGCGAUGGGCAGGGAGGCCACACUGAGACAGAGGCUGUUCAAAGCUGAGGCAGCUGCCAGCACUCUUGACACAAGGCAGCCCUCCGCGGUGGUGGAAAGCCCAGGAGUUCCGUUGGCACCGGCCAGCGAGAUCAGCACAGAAGCGCCUGGUCAGGCGCAGAACAUUGUGAAGAUGCCUGGGGAGAAGAAUGAGACUAUGGCAGAGCCACUGCCAGCACCAGAGGAGGCCGAGGCUCCCCAGCAGAAAUUGGAGAGCCCUGCAGAGCAAUCCGCUGGCAAAGAUGCAGCAUUGGAAAGGGAGCGUGCGGAGACUGCCGCACUGCAGAUCAGCCUGGAUGCAGCCAAUGAGACGUGUCGCAACCUCCAGCGUGAACUUGCGUUUGCCAAUAAACGGCUUGAGAACACUGCGACAGAAGGUCGCCAGGCGGAUGCACAGCUGGCGCGCAUGCGGGCGGCCAAUGCUGAGCUGGAAUCCAGCCUGGAGCGGGCCAGGGCAGAGAUCUCCCAGAUGAUGGACCAGCUGCGGGAUGAUGCGCGGGCACUGAAGGCAGCAGAGCGGCAGAGGCAGGAGGCAGAGUUCCAGGCCGUGAGCCUGCGGCAGGCGCUGGACGCUGCAAAGAGGAGCGUGGCCACGCGGGAACAGGACUUUGUGCGCCUGCAGCAGAACCUGCACACCGCCAGGGCAGAGCUGGCAGACCUCCAGUCGCGCUACAGGCAAUUGGAGCGGUCCUCGCUGAUGUCACAGCCCGUCGUGCUGCCAGCUGGCGUGCGCACGGCCAGCCAUGACGGCGCGAGCCCGCUGCCGACCUCCCGGCAGGAGGGGACGCCCCGCCAGACAAGACCGCCCUCUCCGCGCAGCAGCAAUGCCUCCCUGCCGAGCAGCAUCGAGACCGCCACCCGUGGAUUCACCCGCGGCCCGCCAGCCACCCUGGUAUUCCACCCCGACCCCAUGCCAAAACUGGCAGCCCUGCACAACGGCCACCACUGUGUCAGCUCCCCUGAGCUGCCAAAUGGACGACCCAACACUGACGCUGCCUCCACUGCAGCCUUGAUGUAUGACCCUGACCAAAGGCAGCCGGGUCCUCUGCGGCCGGAGAGCGCCCUCUACAAUGACCGGCAUGCAAGGAGUCCAGAACCUCCGCCGUCCCACUCAGAGGACCACAGAAGCCUCAUGUCCGACAGCCAGGACAAGCCUCACUGGCAUUGGGAAGCGGGAGGGCGCCAGAUCAGGCACGCGGCGGCUGCGCAGCUGCAGAUUGGCGCCUUUGACAGCCAAGCGCUGUUUGCUGAGCGGCCGGCUGCGGGGCUGGCGUCGGACCAUUCCGGCGCUCGGGAGAGGGCUGCAGAGCAGCAGCAAGCGCAGCAGCAGCGGUACAGGGCAGAGCAAGCGUGGGCUGAUGCCGCCGACCCGCCAGCAUAUGGAGCUGAGUCGGCAGCAGAUGCUUCGCCAUCAUGGGGCAGUAAUGAUGAGAACGAGAGCAGACGUGGCAGUGUUGCCCAAGGGAGCGGUGUCAGAGACAGCAGCUCUGUGCAUAGCGACGAUGCCGGCUAUGUAUUGCAAAAUGGGGCCAGGAAUGCUGCUUUGGCGCUCAGGCAAGAGCAAUAUGACGAUUCAGGCACCGAGAGCGGCGCCUUCCGGCCGUACGCCACCGAUCUGUCCCUGCAGGACUUCAUGCGGCGGGAGAAGGUGCUGGAGGACCGGCUGCUCGUGCUCAAUGAGGAGGACAAGCGGCUGGAGGCCGAGUAUGCGCGCAUGCCAGCCGUCAGCGCCGGCCGCACUCUGGCCGAGCGCCGCCGGCGCGCUGAGGUGGAAGCCACGCUGGAGGCCAACAAACGCGAGGGCAGCAACCUGCGCCUGCAGCUCAAGCGGCUCGGCGUGAAGUGA